AUGCACGUCGCUCUUUCCACAAUCCCGACCAUUAGGGAGCUGUAUAAAUCAGGCGUCCUCAAGGGCAGCGCAGUCACGCCCAGAGUGCGAUAUCCACCCAAGUCGGCGCUGCUCUAUAGAGUCUCGCUGUACCAGGGAGAUAUCACCAGAUUAGAUGUAGAUUGCAUCAUUAACGCCGCCAACAGGGGCCUCCUUGGUGAGUCCUUCGACGGUGCAAUUCAUGCAGCUGCCGGGCCGUCACUGCUCGAAGAAUGUCGUAAACUCAACGGCUGCGAUACUGGUGAUGCAAAGAUCACUAAGGGCUACAACCUACCAUCUCGCCAUGUCAUUCAUACUGUUGGGCCGAUAUACUCGUCUGCCAAGGCCGAAGAGAAGGCCCAGCAACUAGCGUCAUGCUACAAGAGAAGCCUCCAACUCGCCGUUGCGAACUCACUGAAGCACAUUGCCUUCCCUUCCAUUUCCACGGGUAUAUAUGGAUAUCCCAUUGAAGCCGCUACACAUAUCGCUCUCAACGUUGUUAGGGAGUUCUUGGAUACCAACGACGGUGACAAGCUUGAGCGAACCAUCUUCGUUGUUUGGAGCGAUGCCGACAAGGCAGUAUACGAGUCUCUUCUACCACUCUACUUCCCACUGGAUGAUAGCGAGACCGAGACCACCUAGGGUGAGUAUUAGCAGAGCGUUAUGUGGCAUUCUCGCUCAAGGCUUCCUUCGCGUCCCACGCUUCGAGUUGAAGGGCAAUCUCCGGGAGCGAUGUCGGCUGGGAUUCUAUGAUAGUACGCAGUCUGUACGCUAGCGCU
Molecule: messenger RNA, 797 nt
Organism: Dichomitus squalens LYAD-421 SS1
Lineage: Eukaryota; Fungi; Basidiomycota; Agaricomycetes; Polyporales; Polyporaceae
Product: A1pp-domain-containing protein
Exons: 8
Coding region: 1-660 (219 amino acids)
Source: RefSeq, a predicted model, not a curated record